GGCCCUGAGCGACCCGCGAGCGGGGACGGGCCGUGCCGAGCGGCUCCUCCGCCCGCACCCCGCCCGCCGCACGGCAUUGAGAGGAUUGCAGUGGCAUUCUAAGGUCAUUUAAAACCAUGACAAGCUCAGUCGGACAGAAGAAAGUCUCCUCCAGACAAAGGAAGUGUGGCUUCUGUCGCUCGAAUAAAGAUAACGAAUGUGGGCAGUUGCUGAUGUCGGAGAACCAGAAGGUGGCGGCACAUCACAAGUGUAUGCUGUUCUCGUCCGCACUGGUUUCUUCCCACACUGAUAAUGAGAGUCUUGGUGGAUUCUCUAUUGAAGAUAUUCAGAAAGAAAUAAAGAGAGGCACAAAACUGAUGUGCUCUUUGUGCCACUGUCCUGGAGCGACCAUUGGCUGUGAUGUGAAAACGUGUCACAAGACAUAUCACUACUACUGUGCUUUGCAUGAUAAAGCUCAGAUAAGAGAGAAACCCUCACAAGGCAUUUACAUGAUUUUAUGUCGAAAACACAAGAAAACUACGCAUAACUCUGAAGAUUUAGAAGAAAAUAUCAAUGAACACGAAUUGGAGCCUUCACCUCCCAAAGGAAAAAGGAGGGGUCGUAAGGGAAAGCCAAGAAAAACAAAUUUAAAAGGGCAAUCAGAAGACACUAGAUCUACGUCCUCACAUGGCACAGAUGAAAUAGAAAGCAGUUCCUAUAGAGACAGGUCUCCCCACAGAAGCAGCCCCAGUGAUACAAAACCUAAAUGUGGAUUCUGUCAUGCAGGUGAAGAAGAAAAUGAAGCUAGAGGAAAGCUUCAUAUAUUUAAUGCCAAAAAGGCUGCAGCACACUAUAAGUGCAUGUUGUUUUCCUCUGGCACUGUCCAGCUAACAACAACUUCAAGGGCAGAAUUUGGUGAUUUUGAUAUCAAAACUGUACUUCAAGAAAUCAAGAGAGGAAAAAGAAUGAAAUGCACACUCUGCAGCCAGCCUGGUGCUACUAUUGGGUGUGAAAUCAAGGCCUGCAUAAAAACAUACCAUUACCACUGUGGAGUAGAAGACAAAGCUAAAUACAUUGAGAACAUGUCACGAGGAAUUUAUAAACUCUAUUGUAAAAACCAUAGUGGAAACGAUGAAAGAGAUGAAGAGGAUGAAGAAAGAGAAAGCAAAAGCCGUGGCAAAUCAGGCACUGACCACAAUGACAUUCCUCAGCAGCAGCUCAAUGGAAACUAGGUUCAAGGGACAGAGUUAUAGAACUGGGAAUGGCUAAGACAUCAUAACUACUAAUUCUUUUAAAUUGUUUUCUAAAAAUCAGAAAAGGGUUAGUAACUUUUUACUACCCAACUCUGUUAGAAAUUUCAUUGAACUGCCUGAAACGUUCAUGUGUGUGAGCCUUCAGUAAGUGGCAGAGUUUUACAUGUCAAUAUUAUGUAGUUUGUAGUCUGCAGUGUCUGGAAAAAAAUGAAACACUAUAUAAAUGAUAUGUAAUAUGUACAGUGUCAAAAGUUAAGGCAGACAUUGAAAUGAAGUAAGAUCUAUAUUUCUGGACUGAAUAAAAACUUUAAGAUUUGGAAUGUG
This is a messenger RNA of Zonotrichia leucophrys gambelii, 1556 nucleotides long. It is a transcript of the gene PHF6, whose product is annotated as PHD finger protein 6. The transcript has 11 exons. The coding region runs from base 117 to 1211 and encodes 364 amino acids. Lineage: Eukaryota; Metazoa; Chordata; Aves; Passeriformes; Passerellidae. Gene Ontology annotation, cellular component: nucleus. The record is from RefSeq and is a predicted model, not a curated record.